AUGGACCGAGCUAGUGAAUUUGAACAAACAUUUGUUGAGACAGUUAUUACAAGAUGUUUAUUUUUACUUCUGAUAACUUCAUUUGUCUUGGCAAAUGCAAAGGAAGAAACGCACGAUGACUUGAUACAAAGCAUCCAAUCUAUAGUGGAGAGGAAGGACCAAGUUGAUGAUGACGCAAUACUGCAAGAAUUAAAAAAUCUUUUUGAGGAUCAAGGAAUCGACUUCAACAAAGUUAUGACAGAUAUUUCAUUUAUAUCUGGAAUUCCUGGAAUCUUUACAAACGGCGACGCAAGACGAUGGUCCAGCUUAAAUUUUGCUCGUCAAACUGCUUGUUAUCAGGGCAAGACUGGCAGUUUGAUAAAUGAGCUUAUAUUCUCGUACACAACAUAUGUGGGAUAUGGAUGUUACUGUGGUGGUGGACAUUAUCGAGGAAAUUACUUGGAUCAAACAGAUCUUUGCUGCAGACAUCACGAUCUAUGCUACGGACAAGUAUCACAGAAGUACGGACUGAAACAUGGAUGUCACACUUACACUACUUCUUACAGCAUGUCCUGUUGCGAGGAUAAGAAGAUAACGAAAUGCACCGAUACCGGACCCAGUGCAAGUAGAGCAUUGUGUGAUUGUGAUCAGGAAGCAGCAAAAUGUCUUGCCAGUAAAGCAGCUAAAAGCUCUUACAAUGCAGCAUAUAUGAAGAAUAGAAGCCAAUGCCAAGAUCACCCAGGGAUAGAUACGAAAGUACUAAGCGCGAUGGAUAUAUUGAAAACAUGCAAACACAUCUUGAAACCUACCAAGACUUUUUAUCAGACAAUUAGAUCACAAGGAAAAUGUCCCAAAACGAAGACGUCAUCAUGGUUUUGGGCAGGAAACCUGAAGACAUCCGGGGGAAAAGACAAUUUGGAGGAAAAACUAAAUUAUGAAAUGGACACUAUCUGACAUGAACAUUGAAUCGUUCUAUUAGAUAUACCUACGCAUAUAGACGGAAAUUUACUAUAUAUAUUAAUAAACAAGAAAGUUACAUGUAAGUCCUACCACCUCGAAAUGAUUACAAAAUCCUACUCCAGCUUAAAAUUGAACCACAUUUUCAACUUGGCCAUCUCGGAUUCAAAUAGAAACACUUUAACAGCAAAUCCAAGUUUUCUCCGUGAACUCGUGUAAAGAUAAAUUUGAAUGCAAAUUUGGAAUUAGCGAACCCUCAGAUUCAAGUUUUUUUUCCUUCAAAAAACGCAAUAGCUACUUGUGUAUCAGUUACCACUUUUCUAUAUUCUUGUUUGAUUGAAGUUGUAAAAACAGCAUAUAAAAUAUUAGUUUUGUAUCUUC
Styela clava is the source of this 1317-nucleotide messenger RNA. RefSeq lists its product as uncharacterized. The record is from RefSeq and is a predicted model, not a curated record. Gene Ontology annotation, biological process: arachidonate secretion; lipid catabolic process; phospholipid metabolic process. Gene Ontology annotation, molecular function: phospholipid binding; calcium ion binding. NCBI's taxonomy places the organism in Eukaryota, Metazoa, Chordata, Ascidiacea, Stolidobranchia, Styelidae.